UAUGGCCCCAGCUUUCUUGAAUUAUGUUCUCCUGAUCAGCUUCUUUCAAGAAAAGUAUGGGUUGUUAUCGUACCAACUGAUUCUCGAAACCCUUUGAAGUUGGAGUUAGUUGUGUAUGCUAGUCUUCAGGAUGCACAACCCAGGAUGGUGAUGCCUUUGUGGAAAGCAAACUUGAAGGAGCCGAAAUCAGAUCAGUCUGAUGCUUCAGUGAUGAUUGUUUGUAACUCCUCAAGGCUCAAGAAGCAGAGAAAAAGGGGAUACAUUUCUCACGCUAGGAGUUGGGCUCAAGUCGAUAGGCAAAUGCGACUUAAGCUGGCAGCAGCAACCAAGGGCGACAUAAAACAGCUGAACUCGUUUUGUGAGGCAUGUAAAGGAACUCCACAGCCAAUGAAUCCUCCAAUUUUUCUGAAAACAACUGAAAAUAUCAUUUCCAAUGAGCUUACGCCAUCAGUUCCUCUACCGAGAGCCGUAACGGUGGAAACAGAAGACGGUUCUGUUCACUAUCCAUCAUUCUCGAGUGCAGACUAUGAGAGUAAAGGAAGUGGUGAAGGAUCUGGAGUGUGUGUGAUUUGUGAGGAUGCGUCAUCGGAAGCAGCAUGUGUGCCAUGCGGACAUGUUGCUGGAUGCGUUUCUUGCUUGAAAGAGAUCAAAAACAAGAAAUGUCCUAUAUGUCGUGCCAGCAUUGAUCAGGUCAUUAAGUUAUAUCAUGUUUGAACAGAGAAAAAAGAAAGACAAAACUAAUCAUCUUAUCUCCUCUAUGGCUCGAAGAUUCUCACCAUUCAUGUCCGCACCGGCUUCGUUUACGACUCAGUUAUCUAUUUUCUUUAUCUUUUUUUCUUCCAAUUUUAUGUUUGGUUUUGUUAAUCUUGGGCUUUUAUUAUGUUUGAACGUCUGGGUUUCAUUAGAUGGUUUUUGUUUCCUAUAUACUCUCUCCCUUUCAAAUUAUAUAGAAGAUAAUCAUUUUGCUAUAAUUCAAGUGUUGUCUAUUUUAUUUGGGUUGAAAUGGACAAAAAAAGAAUGUGAAUCAUGACAACUUUAUAAGAAGUGGUGAAGGAAAAACUUAUAAAGUUUUCUAAAAGUAGUUUAAAAAAAGGUGAACAACAAAAAAAAAAUUUCAAAAAUAGUUUUUAAAUUGAAGAUUUCCAAGGUUUUAAAAAAUUGAUUGACAAAAUUUGGUUUUGAUGAAAAUUUACAAAAUUAUAAAGCCUCUACAACCUACACAACAAUCGUGGGUCUGUAUAUCCAAAUAACAAAAUCUGCGAAUGGUGUCCAAGGAACGACGAGGAAUAAUGCAUUCCCUAACAUUUCUAAAAAAAAUUAUUAUUCACAAGGAAUAAUAUUUCCUUCUCAUUUCCUACCAUUCUUCUUUUUUUUUACAGAAAUAAAAAAUAAAAUUAUUUCUUGUUAAAUAUGAAAUUGAACAACCAUUCAUUUUUAUUCCUGCAAUUUUAUUUUUUUACGUUCAUUUCUUAUUCGUUGCUCUUCUUUUCAGAAUGGUCACCAGUCAAAACAGUCUAAACAAAAAAUAUUAUAGACAUCUAUAAAUAUUAAAUAUUUAUACAUACAUAAAAUCAAUUAUACUGAUAAUUCAAAAAUUUAUAAUAACAAUUACUAACUAAAUUAAUUUUUUGAUCAUUUGAAUAUAUUCGAAUAAUUUAGAUAUUUGUCAAAUACAUUCAGAUAUGGAUCUGGAGGAUCUUCAGUUUGUUAGACAAAAUAAUAAAGUAUCCAAUGCAAAUAAACCUGAGGGCUACUGAACUACCCGACCCAAAUCCAGCAUUACUAGUACUAGUUAUACAUUUCGUUUGGUGAAUUAUUUAUUACUGAACUUUGACGGCUUCAUGAUUUAAUCAAUCCAGCAAUAACCGAAACUUAACCGAACAAAACAAAGAGGGGAUGGAUGAGAAGAUUGGUCUUACAUACAGAACACAUGUAUAACAACGUCCAGAGUCAGAGACCAAAGUUAAAAAAACUGCAUCAAAACCACUAGAAUUGCUAAAGUGACGAUCACUUCCACAAGAAAAUGUGUUUGUUUCCAAAAGAAGACGUAAAAACAAUGGAAGUGUAAACACAACAUCAGAAGAUAUACCUUGCAAGAACAUAAGCCAACGGUAAUGGCGCUAACUUCGUCAGAACAAUAUG
Molecule: messenger RNA, 2142 nt
Organism: Brassica napus (rape)
Lineage: Eukaryota; Viridiplantae; Streptophyta; Magnoliopsida; Brassicales; Brassicaceae
Product: putative E3 ubiquitin-protein ligase XBAT34
Exons: 5
Coding region: 145-714 (189 amino acids)
Source: RefSeq, a predicted model, not a curated record